GGCGGAAGUGAAGUCACUUCCGGGCUGGGGUGUUUGUUUGGACUGGAGAAGGGAGGUUGCGGGCGAAGCGCGCGUCGAGCGGGGGAGCGGCGCUGCUUGUGGAGAUCCGCGGAGGCCGACCGGAUUCGUUGGCUGCCGUCCCCGCUGCCGUGCACUGGGUUAAAAACUACAUCUGACGCCAACCAUGAAAGAUCCAAGUCGCAGCAGUACUAGCCCAAGCAUCAUCAAUGAAGAUGUGAUAAUUAACGGUCAUUCUCAUGAAGAUGACAAUCCAUUUGCAGAGUACAUGUGGAUGGAAAAUGAAGAGGAGUUCAACAGACAAAUAGAAGAGGAGUUAUGGGAAGAAGAAUUUAUUGAACGCUGUUUCCAAGAAAUGCUGGAAGAAGAAGAGGAACAUGAGUGGUUUAUUCCAGCUCGAGAUCUCCCACAAACUAUGGACCAAAUUCAAGACCAGUUUAAUGACCUUGUUAUCAGUGAUGGCUCUUCCCUGGAAGAUCUUGUGGUCAAGAGCAAUCUGAAUCCAAAUGCAAAGGAGUUUGUUCCUGGGGUGAAGUACUAAAAUAUUUGAGUAGACGGGGCCCUCUUUUGGUGGAUGUAGCACAAUUUCCACACUGUGAAGGCAGUAUUAGAAGACUUAAUUGUAAAAGCUCUCUCUUGUCACUGUGUUACACUUAUGCAUUGCCAAAGUUUUGUUAGUCUUGCAUGCUUAAUAAAAGUGCUGAGACUGUUAAGUAAAAAGCUGUCAAACAUUUACUGAGAAUAGAAUUGGCCCCAUGGCUUGAAGUGACAGCAAGGAAAGAAGCACCAGUCAAGUUGUGUCAAAGCACCAAAUUAAAUGAUCUCUAAAUCUAAAUUAAAUUCUAAUUGUUAAGUGAGUUCCUCAGUUCAGACUUAAAUUUGCAUUUGUUCCCAUCAAAAAGAAUCUCCUUUUUCUGAAGAAGGCUUGCUGGUUAAUUGAAAUAGUUCAGUAUAGACAUUUAAAUAUGUCUUUAGUUACUGAGGUUACAAGGUAGUGAACCUAAGUCUCCUGGCUUUUAUGGGGUGUUAUCAUGUAAGAAAAUACUGAAUUAUCCUAGUGUUACAUCUAAGCAAGUAUGUGAUUUGAGAAUUCCAUCCUUUUCUAAGGAGUCAUUGCAUCCUAGCUAUUACCUGUGUAAAAUCUAACAUUUGACCAACCCAUAAUUCAGUUGAACAAAGAAAUUGUUACAUAUGAUUUGAGUGGUGCUUUUCCUUGCUUUGUUAACCAUCACUACAAUAGUCUGCAGCACAACUUUUCUUUUAACAAAGCUAGAACAGUUUUGGCUUCUUAAACUUCUUAUUUGGGUAGGUUAAGCUGCCAUACGUGUUCAGUGUGAAUAGUGUUUAAGUUGAAAAUAUUGUAAAAAAAUUAUAUUUUUUCAAAAAUAUUUAAAAAAAUAAAUAAUAGUAGAACUGA
Messenger RNA from Bubalus bubalis (water buffalo), 1435 nucleotides. It is a transcript of the gene PAIP2, whose product is annotated as poly(A) binding protein interacting protein 2. The record is from RefSeq and is a predicted model, not a curated record. Gene Ontology annotation, molecular function: mRNA regulatory element binding translation repressor activity. Gene Ontology annotation, cellular component: cytoplasm. Gene Ontology annotation, biological process: negative regulation of translational initiation. NCBI's taxonomy places the organism in Eukaryota, Metazoa, Chordata, Mammalia, Artiodactyla, Bovidae. The transcript is spliced from 4 exons. The coding region runs from base 185 to 559 and encodes 124 amino acids.